This is a messenger RNA of Parnassius mnemosyne (clouded apollo), 285 nucleotides long. The record is from the annotation of a GenBank genome assembly. NCBI's taxonomy places the organism in Eukaryota, Metazoa, Arthropoda, Insecta, Lepidoptera, Papilionidae.
AUGGGAGGUAAAGGAAAGCAAACCAAACGAAUUAAAACCAAAGGAAAGAGCGUAGACAAGGGAAAAGAAGCGACAAACGUGAGACCUAAAGGAAAGAAAGGAAGUGAAGUAGAACCAUUAACUGAAACAUCUAACACAAACAUAACAAUUUGCGUAGUUUGCUUAGAAGACACUGACGAAGACUGGAUCCAGUGCUCAUCCUGUCGUGGGUGGGUACAUGAAGCAUGUGCAGACAUUCCAGAGUGUGGUGAUGGCUUCAUAUGUGAUCGAUGCAGGUUAUUUUGA